Molecule: messenger RNA, 3249 nt
Organism: Acaulospora colombiana
Lineage: Eukaryota; Fungi; Glomeromycota; Glomeromycetes; Diversisporales; Acaulosporaceae
Source: the annotation of a GenBank genome assembly
AUGAGCGACGAGGAGAGAUUGGUGGAUCCGGGCGUCAGAAUUGAGAUUAAGGGGGAGUAUGAUGCAGAUGAGAAUAUACCUCAUAAUAGAAAGGAAAUUACGAAAAUUGUGUGUUCUCCGAGAUUAAAUUAUGUUGCGACUUGGAGCGAUUACGACAGGACAGCUUACAUAUAUCAUAUCGCCGAAAGAAACAAUCAUCUAUCGCAUUAUGAAGAUUUAUUCGAUGUCAGUGUACUCGGAGAGGACCUCUUGGAUGCGGAGCUAUCAGAUUUGUCAGACUCCAAGGAUAUUGUUUUGAGAACUAAUCGUGACGCAGUACUAGUUAACUUGACGAGCAAAAGAAGGACUAUACUAAAAACCUCCAACAAUAAAGCGGAAAUAAUAAAAAGUACAUUUCUCACGGACGGGGAUUAUGUGAUGAUUGAGACCGAUUACUCAAUCACGACCGGCUACCUAUUCUCGAUUUUGGAUGGGAAGCUUAAAAAUGAAUUUAAAGUUCCCGAACAAGAUGCUGAUAAUAUUAAACUUGAUGUCAAUGGAAAAAUUUUUAUAUAUAAUCGCGCCGUACACAUUCUCAUGCAAUGGGACAUAAAAACUUUAAAGCUUGAGAAACAAUGGGUCUUACGAUGGAAUUUUUCGCCACAUAAUCUGAAUUUUGUAACGAAUGAAAGUUCCACUCUUUUGGCAAUUUGGAAAUACGAAUUUAUAUAUAUCUAUUCGAUCGAAACGCAGUUUAUAGUGGCUUCUGGUUCUAUUGAUGGUGACAUAAAAGUGUGUCACUUUCUUUCUCCUGGCAUCGGGGAACGUCUGUUCGUCAUCUACUAUAAGAAAUAUAGGAUGCAUUUUUCUUUAUUGGAUCCUUAUACUCUCGUUAAUCCGACGGAUGCCAGAAAGUUGAUAAAUCUUGAAUCCAACAAUUAUUCUAGCGUCGAACUAGCUUGGCCGUAUGUAAUUAAGGACAAUAGAUAUUUCUAUGUUUUUGAAGGGGAAUUGUACAUUCGGAAAUUGGCUGGGGGAAAUUGGAUCGAAUAUUUGUGGAGUGAGCUGGGUGAUUUUAACCAAAUCAGUGUGCAUCCACUUGAAAAGAAGGAAGAAAAUUUAAUGUGGGCUUUAUUAAGCAAAAUCCAUAAUUCGCUGGUGGACAAAAGUAAUCUGGAUUUUAUAAAGGAUUCGGAUACUUACAGAGGGUCUUCGUAUCAAUGGAAUGUCGAAUUCGCGUCCGAUAAGAUUUUGCUCAGCGCAAAAAGGUACGAUCGCGUCAACCAAGAGUGGAGACCGGUCGAAGAUAGUCAUAACACAUACUUGUUUAAAUCCGAACAUAGCCAUAUGUGUAAGACGAGUGAAUAUGUCAUUGCAAUCCAACUCACCGAAAAAGAAGAUUUACUGAUAGUUACACGCAGCGGGAUAUUUAUUUGGACCGUUGAUUCCGAGGACGACAUACAGUUGCGACAUUUCUGGAAACCUGCUCACAAAAAGAGUGACGAGAAAAUUUUUUUUCACGAACUCACACCAAACUACUACGCACUUGUGACAAAAAAACUUGAUUAUAAAAUUCAGAGUGACUCGGAGUUGGUCAAAGAUUUCAGAGAUCUGUUUAAGACGGGCCUUCACGGAAAAUAUAUAAUGGGAGAAUUGUUAAAUUCAAAUAAGACCGAAUUAAUUGAAAAAAUGUUGGACUCCCUCGUUCAAUUCACCAUUGAAGAUGGCGAGAUCUCGAAUAUUCAACUAUUAAGCAUCGUCGCCGAAUACUUUGUCCAAUUAUCACAAAACUAUCCUGACAUCAUCAACAAAUUUUUGGCCCAGGUUGCUUUCUUUGUACCCGGGGACAAUCCCCCAUUCGAAAUAGUUGAACACGAUUCCACAUCUAAACAUCGACAACAUUUUGGCGAAUAUAUUAAUCUUUCUUCGGUCAAUCCAUUAAACAGGCUCACUCUUUUUAUGCGUAAGACCGUUUUCACGAGACUUGUGUUGGCAUCGUCGAAGAGAUUUCUAGCAUUUUUCACCAACACCAUUUUUCAAGUGGAGGAAAAAAAAUCCACCAUUAAAUUGGUUUUUCCUUUACCCGGUCUUACCUGCUAUCCCUCAGAAUAUGUAACAUUAAAAGAGUUGCUCGCCCCGCAGGUUAACAGUUUUACCGAGUAUGAUAAGCUCGAUUUGUACAGAUGGUGGAACGGGGAAGCGUUGCUGGAUUUCAAAUGGAAUACCUAUGGAAGAAAGUAUUACUUGUUUAUCUGGUUUAUUUACACGAUAUUUCUCGUAUGUUUUGUAAUGGCAGUGACUCUGUCAACUCAAAUGAGUUGGAGCACUCUACGAAAUCUCUUUGUUGCAACAAUUGUGCUUGGGUCAUGGCAUCUUAUUUUUGAAAUUCGUCAACUUUUUUUCGACAAGAAAAAAUAUAUUUCCAGUCCAUGGAAUUACUUUGAUCUAGGCGCAUUUCUCUUCCCAAUGAUUAGUGCCUUAACAUGGCUCGAAUACGGCUCGAUCCCAAUCUGGCUGGUUACCAUCUCAACAUUAUUGCUGGAACUCAAGUUCUUGUUCUUUUUUAGAGCCAUAAGCUCCCUCGGAAUUGGAAUUUACUUUUCGAUGAUGAUAGGAGUUGCUCGUAAAGCAUUUUCCUUUAUACUUAUAUUAGGAUUUAUUUUGCUUGCAUUUGCACACUCUUUGCAUCUUCUGUUACGGCCGACCGGGAGUUAUUCUUUAACAAUCCCGAGCACUUCAGGCGAUCCAAAUGAUCCGUGGAAUUUGGUGACCCAAUUAUAUGCCAUUUCCCCGAAUGGCACCAUCGACGAAACUUCUACAUUCAUCGAUCCUCCCGAGAGCAAUACAAACAUGUUUUCCACGCUCUACACAGCAAUAUUGGCCGUCAAUGCAAUUAGCGUGACAAGCAACAAUGAAUCCUUCUUGCUUUUAAAAGCCGAGAUAUUGGCCGAAAUUGAGUUGUUUUACUUGUUACCUCAUCAGAGAAGAAAACCCAAUUGGUUUCCAGAUUUUUACGUCGUUGAAGUCAGAAAAUUAAAAGACAUCAUUAUCUCAGUUCAAAACAACAAAUAUCCUGACUCAAACUCUCCAUACAUCUCACCAAGGCUAUUGAAGUUGAUUCAGAUGAAAGAUAAAAAAGCCGAAAAGGAGAAAGAGCUCGAGGAUCACGCGCAAAAGUUUAAAGAAAACGAGGAAAGGAGGCAUAAAGAAAUCGAAGAGAUUCGAGAGUUGAUUAUGCAGUUGAGUCAGGAAAUACGGCGGGAAAAAUAG